CCGAUAGAACGUGUACUUAAGGAAUUUACGGAAAAGUUAAAGGCUACCGGCUACAAGAUUAUUAUUUGGGAUAGCUCAGGCUAUAGAGAAUACGUCGAGAUUAUAGAUUUAUUCUAUACCGCCGACAGAGGUAAAAAUAUUCGUCGAGAGGUCGAGGCCGGAGGAGAACCGUAUAUUCCUUAUAUCGAAGCCUUAGUUAACCGCGGUUAUGUAAUAUCGGUAUAUAAGUACUGGCAGCUUAAUAAUCGUAAAAAUUUGACGAAAUGGCCGCUCUCCGGGCGUAACGUGGACGUGAUCCUAAUGCCAACUUCUAUGCCACACGUAGCGGUGCCGUACCGAAUAUAUCGGUAGGCUAGAUACACUGAGGUCUGGAACUUCCUGGACUAUACUGCGCUCUUAUUCCCUACUAGGACCGUGGAAAAGCAGAUAGACAAGUUUCCAACGGAGCAGUAUAAGCCCCGUAAUGACUACGAC
Messenger RNA from Capronia coronata CBS 617.96, 474 nucleotides. RefSeq lists its product as uncharacterized. The annotation marks the transcript as partial. NCBI's taxonomy places the organism in Eukaryota, Fungi, Ascomycota, Eurotiomycetes, Chaetothyriales, Herpotrichiellaceae. The transcript has 3 exons. The record is from RefSeq and is a predicted model, not a curated record.